Molecule: messenger RNA, 1008 nt
Organism: Corylus avellana
Lineage: Eukaryota; Viridiplantae; Streptophyta; Magnoliopsida; Fagales; Betulaceae
Source: RefSeq, a predicted model, not a curated record
AUGGCUGGAUUUGCCUCUACCAUCGCAAAAAAUAUCUUGGGGAAGCUAGGAUACCUUGUUCAUGAAGAGCUCCGGUUGGUAUUGGACAUCAAAAGCAAGCUGACAGACCUUCAGGGCACCAUGACAACCAUUAACGCCGUGCUCUUGGAUGCUGAAGAGAAGCAAUCUAGCAAUCAUGCGCUGAGCAUUUGGCUAAGGCUGCUCAAAGACAUAUUUUAUGAUUGCGAGGAUGUGCUAGAUGGAGUUGAGUGCGAAGUUUUAAGGAAGCAAGUGGUCAGAACACAUGGGUGCUCUAGCAAGGAGGUAUGUGACUACUUUUCAUGUUGUAGCGCCCUUGCAUUUCGUUUUCAACUGGGUCACAAAAUCAAGAACAUUAGGGAGAGGUUAGACAACAUUGUAGCUGAUAAGAAUAAAUUUAAUCUCGUAGAACGAAUUGAAGAUAGACAUGUUGUGUAUGUGAGAAAGGACAUGUCCCACUCAUUUGUUCGUCCUUCAGAAGUCAUUGGUUGGGAGAAUGAUAAAAAAAAGAUAAUACAACUUUUGUUGCACCCAGAUGCUAGUAGAAAUGUCAAUGUAAUUCCUAUUGUUGGUAUUGGGGGGAUGGGGAAGACCACAAUUGCUAAGUUGGCAUACGAUUAUAAACUUGUAGCUAAGCAUUUUGAAUUGAGAAUAUGGGUUUGCGUAUAUGAGGAUUUUGAUGUUAUUAGGUUAAUAAGAGAAAUUCUUGCGGAAUCUGGUGUUAGAAUUGAUGAAAAGUUGAGUACUUUAAAUGAGUUGCAAACCAAGUUGAGAGAAAAGUUAAAGAAAAAGAGAUUUUUACUCGUCUUGGAUGAUAUUUGGAAUGAAGAUCUUAAAAAAUGGAUUGAAUUGAGAGAUUUGCUACUUGAUGGUUCCAAAGGAAGUGGAAUUUUAGUGACAACACGUGGUAAUAAGGUUGCCUCCAUUAUGGGCACUGUUUCCACGUAUUAUUUGAAGGGUUUAUCCGAAAAGGAUUGUAUGUCUUUGUGA